This is a messenger RNA of Bursaphelenchus okinawaensis, 2875 nucleotides long. The record is from the annotation of a GenBank genome assembly. NCBI's taxonomy places the organism in Eukaryota, Metazoa, Nematoda, Chromadorea, Rhabditida, Aphelenchoididae.
AUGUCGCAUUCGCGACGGCCUUCUGUAGUCAAAGCAGCACAACACGCCUACGUUAACCCGAAUGCUCCAAUAAUAUUGUUCAUCGGCGGCCCUGGAGGUGGAAAGUCGAAAUAUGCUUCGAAAGUGAGAGACGCCCUAGAAUCCCAAGGUUUGGUGCACAUCUGUGUACCAGACUUGAUAAAAGAGUCCAUCAAACGGUACAAGGCCGUGUAUCCAGAAUGGAAAGAAGCUUCACGAAAGUACGACCGUGGUGAGUGAAAAGUGUUCUUCCAACUGGACUAUGACCAGUUUUAUCUUUUUUUAUUGCACUUGAACUCUAGCUAUUUGUCCUUUAAACGUAUGAUUACUAUUGCCAUUCCAGGAGAACUAAUUUCGAACGACCUGAUCCAAAUGUUGGUAAAGGCAGAGAUGGGGCGAUACCCGAAUGCCAACGCUUAUUUCCUAGAGGGAUUCCCUCGUGAAGCCAAACAAGUUGAAGACUUCGAGAAGAACGUGAGUAUUACUGUAACAUUACGUAUCCUUUUAGGUACGGAAUGUGAACCUAGCCAUGAUAUUGGAUUACGAUGAAGAUACGUUGCGAACCCAUAUGAUGAACAAAGGCCAAGACCGUGAAGUAAUCGACCGAAGGAUCAACGAAUUCAGGAACAAAACCCUGCCGAGUGCCAAAUACUUUGAUGACCAUAGACUCCUUCAUCUAGUAAGUACACAAUGACCGUUUAAAGCAUUUUUAUAUCUCAAUUGUGCGUUUUUUAAAUAUUAAUCUUUAUUUUCAACAAAGAAUUAAGUAAUAAUGACUAUUCUCUUGCAGAUUCCAGGAGAAAAAGACGAUAGUAUUAUUCUGGAGCGCAUGAAGAAGCUAGUCAAGCGUGCCAUGGACAGUGGGACCUCGGUGCUGGCCAAAGAUCCGGCCGCAACCACCAAUGAAGUCGUAAGUGCAUGCUACGUGAAGCACAUUUCCUGUUUUAGAGCGACUCCGUUGCCUCGAGUCAAAAUGUUUCGCCAGCGCAGAGUCGUCCUUCUACGAAAGCCAAGCCUAGAGCCCGGGGCAACGCAACCGAACCUUCAGCCCCUGAAACUCACGUUUCCAAAGACGUUGACUACGACACAAACGAAGUUUUAGGUAACAUAUCUCUUUAGCUAAGCUAAGAGAACUUAUGAUUGUUUCAGUAAUAUUGCAUGUCUAAUGUCAUGAUACAUGUUUUAGAAAACGGUACUGCGCGACAGUCAACAAACGACAGUAAACCUCCAACUCCACAGACUGGAACGGUCAAACCACUUUCUCGAACAGCGACAAACACUUCUAUCGCUCGUAAUUCCCCUACAACAGUUAAUGGAAAUCAUACUGAAAGAGUACUGAAUAGAGAACAAUCAGGUAACAACAUUGUACAGAGCAGCCAAUCCAGACCAUCAACCACCAAAUCUAAGGCAAGUCGUCCUCCAAGUGGAUCUGACAGUACCGUGAAGCCAGACGCCGCUUCGAAACCACCCACUCCAACGGCUGAAUCUCGGCCUGGGACAACAACAUCCAAGAAGUCAGCCGCCGCUACUUCUCGACCACCGUCAGUGCCUCGAGCAGCCAACAAGCAGAACACUUCACGACCUCCGUCCAGUGGCACAGCCAAACUUCCAGAAGGUAAUCACUUUGAUUACUUUCAAAGGCCUCUUUGUAAAAUUGACUUAUUUCUAAAACUAUACUAAGAUGAUAAUUAUACCAAAUUUAGAAAACGUAGUAGACCCAGCAGCUCAAGCCACAGAACGACUCAUGUCGGCCAGCACCAUCAGCCGCUUACCCAGCGCUGCUGACAGAUUCCCGAAAGGAUUACCUAACAAUGCUCCUGUCAUCUUAAUGCUAGGUAAGAGUAUAACUGUAGUCACAUACAGUAACCUUUAAGGUGCUCCUGGGUCUAACAAGAAGAUAAUGGCGGAAAAAGUGGCCAAGAAGAACGACGGCUUCGUACACAUUAGUAUGGGCGAGCUUCUUCGCAAAAAGGUCAACGAUAACCCGGAUGACGAAUUGUGGGCGCGAGUGGGAAAGAAGAUGGAUGCCGGAGAACAGAUUCCAAUGGUAAUAUACAAAAAUUAGAUUUUUAGACGCCUAUGUUAUAAAAAGUGUACCGUUUUGAUGCAAAAACAAUUUUAAUUAGCAAAACUUUAACAUUUUUUCAGAAAAUCUGCCGAGAAAUACUGUAUUCUACAGUACACGAAAUGGGAAACAGGUCCUGGGGCUAUGUCAUUGAAGGCUACCCGAGAACGUUAGCCCAAGCUGAAGAUAUUGAAAGCCAAUUAGGUCGAUUGGAUGUCGCCCUUCUGAUCGACUGUACUGAACAGUUCUGCAAAGAUACGAUACGAAAGCGACUCGAGGAUGCCAAAGAAAAUGGAAAUAGUCGCCCAGGCAAGUUACCUUACUUUGGUAUACUGCUAUAUUGACUAUGAAUAAAAAUGACGUAUUGAGAUAUAAAUAUUCUGGAUUUCAGAUGACGAAGAACAAGCUUUGAAACAGAAACUGGCCUUGUUCAAACAGAACACCUUGCCAAUGUUAAAACAUCUUGACGAGAAGAAAAAACUUCAAGUGGUGUGUUUCAUAAUAUUGUAUAAUAUAAAUACCAUAUUAACAUCGCUCUUAAAAAUAAUAACCUAGUAAAGUAAUAAAAUAAAUUUUAGGUGGAAGGUGACAAAACCAUAGAAAGCCUUUUCAACGAAGUGGUCGCAAAACUUAACAGCACGGUAUUUUCUGAAGGUACGUUGAUAUAAAUGUUGUCGUAAAGUUACCUCUCAUUCGUCAUUAAUACAAUCGUAUUCAGAAGGUAACCUAGUCAUAACAGAACUCCAGAACCAAGAUCGUGAUCUUCGGACAGCCGGCUCUGUCGCGUCGUGA